Messenger RNA from Vicia villosa (hairy vetch), 612 nucleotides. RefSeq lists its product as uncharacterized. The transcript has 3 exons. The record is from RefSeq and is a predicted model, not a curated record. Lineage: Eukaryota; Viridiplantae; Streptophyta; Magnoliopsida; Fabales; Fabaceae. Bases 1 to 612 code for a protein of 203 amino acids.
AUGGCAGAGGAACUAACAACAGAAACGCCAAUGGUAGCACACACAAUCUCCUCGAGGAAACGACCGAUCAAGAACGAUAAGCUCUCUCUCGAAGAUUACAUUCACCUCCUUAACUCCCGUCACGCCAUUGAUCUCACCAUGAAUCAACUCAAUCAGGUCAUCCGUAUUCACGGCUUCAAGAAAAUUCACCAUGUUACAAAGAAAGUGUUGACUGAUGCUGUGGACGUGCUAGAUCUGCUGGAUCUACCGCGAUCGACGCUCACAGAGAGUGUUUGCGCGUUUGCUGAUUUGACUGUGGAGGAGGCAAAUGCAGAUCUCGGUGAUCUCAACUGGCAAGAUUGUUGUGUUACCUCUAUCCAGAAAUUUGGCUGCUGUGAUGAUCGGAGAUCGUUUCCUGCUUUCUCUGAUCAGAAUCUUGGAGAUGUGAAUCAUUUGCAGUCGCAAAGUUGCAUUCACCAGAGUAAAAGAGAUGAAACCGGUGGUAUGAUCCAUGAAACUUUAAAGCGUAGGUUAGGAGUUACGAAAAUGGUGCCAAGGCGAAAGAAGAGCAGUAUUCAUGCUCUUCACUCGUCCACUUCAAUUGUGGAUUCUGUUUCUCUCUCUUCAUGCUGA